Molecule: messenger RNA, 1594 nt
Organism: Podarcis muralis (Common wall lizard)
Lineage: Eukaryota; Metazoa; Chordata; Lepidosauria; Squamata; Lacertidae
Gene: TM2D1
Product: TM2 domain containing 1
Source: RefSeq, a predicted model, not a curated record
GCCCCAUUUCGAGGCCCGCUGGCCCUUCGGGAGAGGCGACGACGCUACUAGAUAGGGCGAAAACGUCAGCUGACCAGGGGGCUCGUUUUCCAACAUGGCCGCCUGGCAGGAGAUGCCGCUGUCAGGGAACAAGAGGAAAAAAGGCGGCGUGAUCGCGCUCUGGUCCUUGGGAACCUUGUGCUUGGCUUGUCUCGCGGCGCAGGGCGCGGCGGGCGGCGACCCUUCUCUGAAGUGCGAAGACCUGAGAGUCGGACAAUAUAUUUGUGAAGAUCCUAAAAUAGACAAUGAAACACAAGAACCUUUGAACUGUACAAAUCACACUGCAUAUGUCGGCUGUCUUCCAGCACCAAAUAUUACUUGCAAAAAUUUCUUUGGGAAUGAAACCCAAUUUACUGGAAAGGAAAUUGGAUUUUACAAGCCUAUAGAGUGUCGAAACGUAAAUGGUUACUCCUACAAAGUAGCGGUGGCUCUGUCUUUAUUUCUUGGAUGGCUGGGAGCAGAUAGGUUUUAUCUAGGGUAUCCUGCAUUAGGUUUAUUAAAGUUCUGCACAGUAGGAUUUUGUGGAAUCGGUAGUUUAAUAGACUUCAUUCUGAUUUCAAUGCAGAUCGUUGGACCUUCUGAUGGCUCUAGUUACAUCAUAGAUUAUUAUGGAGCAAGACUUACCAGACUGAGUAUUUCUAAUGAGACAUUCAGAAAACCACAGAUAUACCCUUAAACAUGCCAAGUUCAGCUGAACAAUAACUAAUGGAAGGGGUCUGCCUUCAAAGGACAUGAUUUGAUGGAAGCAUCUGUGUCAUCAGUUGUCUCGUCGUCUCUGCCCAUGCCAAAAAGCAGAAGACAGCUUCAUCAUACACAGGCCAUGGUUUUGACAAUAACCAUAGCCCCAACAAGAAUAGGACAGUGACUUUGCUUUUAAAUUAUUUUGUUAAAUAAGAAUAAACAAUGGACAUAAAUUAUGGAGAAUGCAUCAUGAAUUACUGCACAAUGGACUUAAUACAAAUUGCAUAAAAACUCUGAAAAGCGUAUGUGCGAACAUAAAAGUAAAGGCAGGAAGAAAUGACCUCAGAUUCAGCAUCCCUUUCCUGACUGCUCUUUAAAAGCAAGAGGAGAAGUCAAACAAAAAAAUGUUGUUUUACAGAUGUACCAAGUUCCAGCUCAUUCAUUCUCUCCCUCCCUUGCAUCAAGUACAUCCUGUACUUUUGGCAACAAGUUGACUGGAUAUUUAAAAGCUGCGAACUGCUCUGAAAGUUUCACAUAGUGGGUUAUGGGCCAUGUGUGUUUGAUCAAAAUUCAAUUACUGCACUGUGCCAGGCUUGGAAACCUAUCAUUGCAAGUUAUGAAGUAUGACGAAAUAAGCUACUCUAAUUGGUUCAGUAUGGGGAGCAGUCUCAACCAAGCUUGUUAUGAUAAAUAGCUUCCUGUGUUAAAGGUUCUCUGGAGCUUAAGUGUCUUGGCUCACCUCCUUCAACAGAAUAAGAAUAUUGUUCCCUAGGAACACUUACAUCACUGUCCCUCUCCCCAAUUCAGAGCUAAAUGUUUGUAGCAUUUUCAUCUUGCUGUUCGUGAGGAAUAUAAACAAUGGUCAUUGCUGUCA